AUGGUCGCAACCUUCUCUCCUCACCGCGACACGGGGGGAACUCUCCACUUGUCAUCUCACUCGCCGUUGCACCACGUCGACGCCAGUUCAGCCAUCAGGCAGCUUCGUCGUUCUCUAUCGCGCUCCCCUUCUAAGAGCUCCAACUUUUUCCUCAACACCCGCUCUCAUUCCCCGACUAAGUCAACUACCUACAUUUCAUCCCCUUUAUCGCCAACCCGACGCUCUUCACAUAACAACUUUGUCCUCUUCCCCUCAACGGGACAGCAGCCAUCGCCGCUCGCGGGUCCACACCCAUCCAGCGCAAAGAUCACUAGACCGGUUAUUCGACGACGGACCUCACCUCGAAGUCCAGCCAAGACUGUUCUCGCUGUGUCUGCUGAUGGCGGCAACACGUCCCUCACUCCGCCAUCAUUGAAUGCGCCAGGUGAAGAGAAUGCGUUGCAGUUCGAAGAUCUGGCAGAGCCGAGUAAGACUGCAUCUUGCGCCACGACUCCAUUCAGUACAACACCUACUGUGUUUGUUCCUGAGCCACCAACGUUCUCGCAGUCAGCGCUUGCACCUCGCCCCACACUGUCGCGCAUCGAAAAGCGACGAAGCGGCACAUUUGGCUCCUUUGCCGCAGUAAGUCCGUUGAAACGAAGCGACGGCAUCAUGAACCUCGAUCAAGCGUCUCGAGGAAGUCCCUCGGCAAAACGUCGCAGCGUGCACGCCUCGGCAUUUUCAGGCGACUUUAACAUUUUCGACCAGCAAAGUGAAACUGCUCCUUCGAGUCCGUCGGGCCACGGCGAUGAUUCUAAAUCUUACUUCCCCACUCCCACACAGCCGCUGAACCCCUUUGCGACCAUCCCCAAGCGAUCUUCCUCUCUGCGUCGAUCCACCCUCCAGCAGCGCCAGAUUGAGCGUCCUCUAUUUGGUCGUCCGAAAGCCGCGGGUGACGCCGAGAAUCCAGUCACGACAACACCUCUGGCCGUUCGCCCUCGCCUUUCGUUUGAAACCGGUUUAUUUCAACAGUCCGAACAAGAAUCCUCUCAUCUCUUCUCGCCUCGCCAAGCUCCUGCCAGUCCUCUCUUUUCUUCUCAUACAUCUCACCCCGGCAACACGUCCACGUUUGGAGUAUCGCAACCGCCACGAACUACCGCACAUCCACUUUCGCGAACUAUCACUCAGUCUUCUUCUGGGUCAAGCGUCGAAGAUUCCCCUACUCACGAACCCAUCCACAAGCCGGAGCGUCCUCCGCGCACAAAUAUGAACUUCUCCAAGUCUUUGCCAGCUGGCGCUUCCCGGCCUGCGAUGGUCCGGCGGGUGACGCGGGAGGAGUCGACGACGUCGAGCGACUCAUUCGCCACACCAGAGAAUUACAAACUGGUCAAGCCUCUGCCAGCUGCGUUCAUGUCAACCGGUCUGAUCUCCAAGAAAAACCGAAAUGUGGACGAGGUCUCCGUGGGUCGCUUCCACAAGGCCAUGCCGGAUACCCCAUGCAAGCGUCCCAUUAACCUUUUCGCGGGGAGCACAGAUUCCCCUUUGCCAGAGGGCCUCUUUGGCAAGUCUCAGCUUGGCCGAAAUUCCGAGCUUGCUCCGGCCUCUCCUUUCAAUCCAGCUGCAUCUUCAUCUCGUCCAAAAGCCGGUCCUUUCGCGCGUGGCAUGGGCAUCUUUGGCAAUACUUUCACCCGCCCCGAGAUCUCGCGUCGCGGAAGUUGGGUUAGCGUGGAUGGGGAUGAUACCAGCCAGGCUCAAUCACCUUCGUCUCGUCUCGAUAAUCAACAACCCAUGACCGACUCUGACCUCCCUCCGACCCCCACGAAGCAGGCUUUCCUUCCCUCCCGCACCUAUCCCCCCGCCACAUCCCAAAUCGCGUCGCUCGAGCGUCUGUCGGAAUCACGAGGAAGCGGUACAUCGACACCCCUGCAUGACCGAUUCUUGCAAGCUUCCACAACACCUCGCACCCCACGCGACCAAGUCUUCCCUCCGGAUCCUAGCGGUCUUUCAAUCUCCGCGCCCAACGACCAACAACUUCUUCAGCCCGACUUUGGCAGCAGUCUCAAUCUUCCAGCUACACCAACUGGACCACGUGAGUCCUUGCUAUCGAGUAAGCGACCUAGUCUACAGCUCAGCGGUUACCAGGCUCCCGACGUAGACCCUAGCCUGACCUCGCGAUUCGCCAAAGUUGAGUUGGUCGGCACCGGAGAGUUUUCACAGGUGUUUCGUGUUGCUCAGCCUCACAAUGGUUCCUUCUCAUCCGUCUUCUCUCUGCCGGCUGAUGAUACCAUGUCCCCCAAGGAUCUGACCCAUCAGGUGUGGGCUGUCAAGAAAAGCAAGCAACCCUACUCAGGACUAAAGGACCGGGAGCGUCGACUCCGUGAAGUGGAUAUUCUGAGAGCUUUGGUGAACUCAGACCAUGUUGUCAAUUUCUUUGACAGCUGGGAGGAGAAGAACCAUCUCUACAUUCAGACUGAGUUCUGCGAGGAGGGUAGCCUGGAUGUUUUCCUGGCCCAGGCUGGUCUCAAGGCUCGUCUCGAUGAUUUUCGUAUUUGGAAGAUACUCCUUGAGCUUUCUCUGGGUCUCAAGCACAUUCAUGACAUGGGCUUCAUUCAUCUCGACUUGAAGCCCGCCAAUGUCCUGGUCACCUUUGAGGGUGUUCUGAAGAUCAGUGACUUUGGCAUGGCUACUCGAUGGCCCGCCGAAGCCGGUAUUGAGGCUGAGGGUGACCGCGAGUACAUCGGUCCAGAGAUCUUGAUGGGUCGAUACGAUAAGCCUGCCGAUAUCUUCUCUCUCGGUCUCAUCAUGUUCGAGAUUGCAGGAAAUGUGGAAUUGCCUGAUAAUGGGGUAUCUUGGCAGAAGCUUCGCAAUGGCGAUAUGAGUGAUGUGCCCAGUCUCACUUGGAGCUCGGACCCCAGCAUCCUCCGUGAUGCUACCGGGAACCCGAUCGUCGUAGAAGCCUCCUUUGAUGAUCUCUGCACGCCAGACCUUGGUGGCCUUGGCGGCGACUUCUUCUCCGGGCACAAGACGCCACCUAGAUCUUGGCAAUCUGCUCGAAGUGGAGAGCUCAUCCACCCUCCCGUCUACAUGAUAGAUGGUCGUCACGAGCAAGCUUUGGACAAGAUUGUCCGCUGGAUGAUUUCUCCCGCACCUGAAAAUCGUCCAACCGCUGACCAAAUUCUCCAAACCGAUGGUGUACAAUUCGUCAAUCGCCGUCGUCGUGCGGGUGCCACAGUCUUUGAGGGCAACUGGGGCCCUGCUGACGAUGUUUUGGCCGAGGAUGCUGAAAUGAUCGACGUGUAA
This is a messenger RNA of Penicillium diatomitis, 3279 nucleotides long. Its product is annotated as tyrosine protein kinase SWE1. Gene Ontology annotation, molecular function: protein kinase activity; ATP binding. Gene Ontology annotation, biological process: protein phosphorylation. The transcript has a single exon. NCBI's taxonomy places the organism in Eukaryota, Fungi, Ascomycota, Eurotiomycetes, Eurotiales, Aspergillaceae. The record is from RefSeq and is a predicted model, not a curated record. Bases 1 to 3279 code for a protein of 1092 amino acids.